Messenger RNA from Onychomys torridus (southern grasshopper mouse), 1548 nucleotides. RefSeq names its product sterile alpha motif domain containing 3 (gene Samd3). Gene Ontology annotation, molecular function: protein binding. The record is from RefSeq and is a predicted model, not a curated record. Lineage: Eukaryota; Metazoa; Chordata; Mammalia; Rodentia; Cricetidae.
AUGGAAACGUGGUCAGUUGAUCAGGUCUGCACAUGGUUGGUGGAGAAAAACUUAGGUGAGCUAGUCCCCAGGUUUCAAGAGGAAGAAGUCAGCGGAGCCGCACUCCUGGCACUUAAUGAUCGGAUGAUACAGCAACUGGUAAAGAAAAUUGGACACCAGGCUGUUCUGAUGGACUUCAUUAAAAAGUACAAGCAGAGCAAUCAAUGGCUGAAGCCCACUGGAAGCCCCAGAGAGACAUCCCUGUUGACCCUGGCACAAGCUGCCCCCAUGCAUGAAGAGAACUCCAGUCCCACCAGCUAUGGGAACCAGACAUCUUCGCAUCCAGCUGAAUACCUUGAUAAUGGACUCAUUGACCAAAGAGUAUUGAAGCAGAGAAGAAAUGUAAAGCACAUUCUAGCAAGGCAUAAAGCAUUACAAUGGACUAAGUCCUAUGUCCUACCGGAGUUUCCCUAUGAUGUCAAGUGCAUGCUGGCAGAACAGAGGCGCCCUGAUCACAGCAUGAGGAUAAGGGUCAUCGAGUUUCUGCAGGCAGAUAUGACAAAGUACCUGGAAGGCUCGCUGUACCCCACCACCCAGCAGUACAACGAUGUGGUCAAUGCUCUGCUGCAGGCCCACCCUUUCCUGGAUGAGGACGGCUGUGGCUUUUUUUUAUGGAAACGAGCCCUCAAAGAUCGCUUUAAAUAUGUUCGAAGACCCAUAGAAGAUGAUGAACAAGUAAUGAGAAAUAAAUGUAAAUUUGGACACCGAAGGGGCCAGACAAGGAAGUCUCUUGCUGACCUAGGAUCUGAUGAAAUUAAAAUUGUGCAGAUAAAAGAAGAAUCUGUUUGUUUAGAUCCAGACGUGAAUGAACAUAUUCACUGGUUCCAGCGAGAGUAUGUGAAAACAGACAAGGAAUGGAGAGAAAUUAACAAGUGGAUGAGUCAGACUUUGGAAAUCAGAAGAAAGAUGAUUGGCUGCCUAACACCUCUCAAGGACAUUCUUAAAGUAUUUCCUUUCCUGAAGUGCCCUUACCAGAUAUUCCGAGAAGUCCAACUUCUUACAAGAACAAAUAUUUAUAAGAAAACAAGGCUUUUUCUGGAAUCCUACUCAGAAAAUAUUCUGACUACCUUUUCAGUGGUGGACAAUCCAAUCAAUACUGUGCUGCAAGAGGAGAUGGAACACUAUACAGAUGAAGGAGUGUUGAAGUACACGCUUGCUCUGACAGAUAUGAAGGUGACUGCCACAUGUUCACUCCUCCCAGAUGCUUUUGGGGAUGAUCCCAGCCUUUUUGUUGUUGUGAAUGAGAAGGUAUGCAUGCACAUGUCCACCAAAGUUAAAAACCCUUUGCACAAAGGCUGUGAGUUUUCUCUGUACCUGCACAAAGAGAAGCUCGCCCAGGUUGGUGCCUUGGUGGCUGCCUUUCAUAUAUUUGGGAUUGAGCGUCCGAGAUGACUGUCCCAAACCUUUAACUUCCUGGAGACAUUGAUCUUUGAUGUGCAGAGUCCCUGUUCCCCAUCUUCGGGGGGGGGGGGGGGGGAAGAAAUCCGAUCUCAAGCUUCCAUCACUUAA